AUGUACGACGACAACCCGGAGUUCACCGAUAUAUUUACUAUAACCUCAACGAUGGGGUGUGGAUCCAGCAUGGACUCCUUUGACGAGCCCAAAACCGUUGUGGUUUUUGGAGCUACUGGUUUACUUGGGGGUUCUGUCGCACGUGCUCUGUUGAGCGACCCCUUCAAAUUCCGAGUUAGAUGUGUGACGCGGAAAACAAAUAGCGACAAAGCGCGGGAGUUGGCGGAACUUGGUGCUGUGAUAGUGAAUGCUAAUCUUGAUGACACCAAAUCACUUGAGAAAGCUCUGGUCAAUGCAGAUGCCAUGUUUCUCACCACCCACUUCUGGGAGGAGAAGAACAAACAAAAAGAGAUUGUACAGGGCCUAAAUGCUAUUGAUGCAGCAGUCAGUUGUGGAGUGUCACAUAUCAUCUUCAAUGGUUCCGAAAAUGUCAAAAAAUUAAUUGGACGAGAUUGCAAUCAUCUUGACUCCAAGUUUUCUAUAGAAGAAUAUAUCCGGGAAGUUGACACUGAGGAUGGACAAGGUCUUAACUACACAAUUCUCCGCCUACCAUUCUGGUUUGAAAAUUUCUACACUGUCUUCAAGCCAUACAAAUUAAAGUAUGGAGUGUAUGCAUUAGCCCUACCAAUGGAGGAUGGUACACUUGACUGUAUGGCGGUGGAGGAUGUAGGUGAUUGUGUUUACGACAUACUCUGUAAGCCUAGACUUUAUUACGGAAAGACAUUGGGACUAUGUGCAGAUCGACUCACCAUGUCUAGUAUGGUGGACGUAUUCAACAAACACUUUGACAGUAUGAAAUUCAAGGAUCCAAAAAUGAAGAUUCGAGAUUAUGAGAACUUCAAAUUUGCUGGAGCUAAGGAUCUUGCAGCCAUGUUUGAGUUUUACAAGGAUUCAACAUGUAUACGGGAUAUAAAAUUAACAAAGAAACUUAAUUCUCGCACAAAAACAUUGGACAAAUGGCUUGACGAGAACAAAGACUACGUAGAAGAAGCAAUACGAGAAGACGAAGAGGAGACAGAAGGGAAAGCCUGA
Molecule: messenger RNA, 1032 nt
Organism: Ylistrum balloti
Lineage: Eukaryota; Metazoa; Mollusca; Bivalvia; Pectinida; Pectinidae
Product: nmrA-like family domain-containing protein 1
Exons: 8
Coding region: 1-1032 (343 amino acids)
Source: RefSeq, a predicted model, not a curated record